UACUCCGGGUUACCAAAACGCGGUCUCAUAUAAACGGAGCAGAGCGGGUCGCCUCCGGAGGCUCUCUGUUACAGUGUCAGCAGGCACAAAUGGCUUCCUUCACCGGCCGACGAACCCUCGCCGCCCUCGUCUCCCGAGCGCUCUCCUCCUCCUCCUCUCCCUCUGCAGCUGUCUCGGCCCGCUUCCGCUUCGCCGCUCCGCUCCUCAGCCACCUCCCGGGCCUGCUGCCGGGCCCCCACCCCGUCAACCUCCCGGCCCGCUCCAAGACCUCCGGGUCGGGAUACUCGCCGCUGAACGACCCUUCGCCGAACUGGAGCAACCGCCCGCCGAAGGAGACGAUUCUCCUCGAUGGCUGCGACUACGAGCACUGGCUCAUUGUCAUGGAGUUCGACCGCAAGCUCUCGGAGCAGGAGAUGAUCGACACCUACGUCAGGACACUCGCCCAGGUCGUCGGCGGCGAGGAGGAGGCCAAGAAGAAGAUCUAUUCCGUCUGCACGACCACUUACACGGGGUUCGGGUGUUUGAUCUCGGAAGAACUCUCCUACAGAGUUAAAGAAUUGCCUGGAGUUCUCUGGGUCUUGCCGGAUUCAUACCUCGACGUGCCGAACAAAGACUACGGAGGUGAUCUGUUUGUGGAUGGUAAGGUCAUUCAUCGGCCUCAGUAUUGGUACAAUGAGAGGCAGCCCACGAGGAGGCCCCGACCUCGUUACGAUCGACGAAGGGAAACCAUGCAGGUUGAUAGGAGGAACCCAGUUUCUGCUCAACAGCAAACAUCAGGACAAGUCCAAAAUCCAGCUCAGGAUCAGGGGAAUAGUUUUAAACCGGCAGAUACAAACAUGGUGGGCAAUGCAUAAUCUAGAUCUAGACUGGCGUUUCAGGUUCCUUGGUGUUAUAUAAUAGCUCAAUAUUUCUCAGUGAUUGUCAUUCCAUGCCGAACAUCAUCAAGAAUGGUUUAAGGCUUUUGUUAUUUGCUCUGCUGAAUUAGCUAUUUAUGAGUGAUAAGGUAAGCAUUGAUGUUCGUUUCACACAUGAGCAUGUCUAUGUAGUCGUGAAACAUUUAUCGGACUGUAGAAUAUA
Molecule: messenger RNA, 1077 nt
Organism: Punica granatum (pomegranate)
Lineage: Eukaryota; Viridiplantae; Streptophyta; Magnoliopsida; Myrtales; Lythraceae
Source: RefSeq, a predicted model, not a curated record